Molecule: messenger RNA, 3733 nt
Organism: Microplitis demolitor
Lineage: Eukaryota; Metazoa; Arthropoda; Insecta; Hymenoptera; Braconidae
Product: band 4.1-like protein 4
Exons: 16
Coding region: 1394-3631 (745 amino acids)
Cellular component (GO): cytoskeleton
Source: RefSeq, a predicted model, not a curated record
AAAUUUAGUAUUAAUUACAUCAAAAUUCAUUUAAAAGCUCACUACUUUCAGUAACAUGAUUCAAGAUUUUAAAUAUUUAAUCCACUAUAGUGUGACCGCCUGAAAAAAAGAUGAUUUUUGUGAAUUUUUUUAAAGAAACCUACUGCAUGGUUUUUUUAAUAUUUUAAGGAAAUAUUUUUGGAUAUGUAAUGAAUAGAAGAUGAAAUUUUUGGACCAAAAAAUUCAAAAUUCAGUGAGUUAUUCAUAAUCUCUCAACGCUCGAAAAAAAAAGUUCCUACACUGCUGCAUUGAUAGCAACCUUCGCAGUACAUGAAAUCUAAAAAACCAAAAAGUUUAUUAAACUAGAAGGUAUUUCCCGUACCAUGACCCUCGGGCUAAGAAAAAAAUUUUCAAACUUUGCGCAAAAAUUUGAUGAUUUUUGGCCUGCCAAAGUUACAUUUUUGAUUCGAUCGGAAAACUGGAGGUUCAUGGUUCGUAGAAACAUAUAUAAAAGAAGCUGAUGCAAUUCGAAUCAAAUCGAUCGGAUGAUUUGUCUUCGAAUUAUAACUGCAGCAAUUUUGAAAAGUGUAUUUUCGAAAACCGAUAAGCGGCUGCUCUUCAGAUGGCUGUAACUCAAAAAAACUAUUCGAAAUAUGCACUAGAAAUUUUAGUAUGUUAUUUUUGAAGGUGAAGACUAUCAAAAUAUGAAGAAAAAAAAUUGAUUUUUUCAAAAUUUCCCACUACUGGUCUCCCUUAAGUAAAUAUAAAAUUGCAUUACACCCCUAGUGAGUACUGUACUUAUUAAAUAAAGUGAACUUAACUAACUCAACAAUAUCUGAUAUUAUGCAUAAAAAUAUUGUAAUUUAUAAAAAAAGAGUGAACAAAAGUCGUAGGGCGUCGUUCGAGAGAAAGGCGACGAAAUGGAAGGCAGAGUAGGUAAAGGCAUGUUCGAAUCCUCUGUUUGACUCAGUUCACUCCGAUCCAAGCAACUGCUCAGGUCAGUUACCGCCAUUCAGUCGCGGUAUUAAACGGCGUCAAGAUUGUGUUAUGUGCUAUCCACUUUAAAUUGCCGCUUUUUUAUUGUUUAAUUACCAAGAUGAAAAUUUCUUUUUCUAAUGAGACUAUUUGUUAGUUAUUUUUUAAAUUUAACUUGUAAUUUUUUAAUCACAUAACAAGUUUUAUCAACUACAAUUACGAUGUUGCAAUACUAAGUGUAAAAUAAUUCAUGGAUUGAAUACAAAUAUAUAUAUAUAUUUUAAAUUAAUUUAAACAGUGAACAAUUUGAAAAAAUGAACGGCGUGAGUAGAGUAAAUUAACAAUAGUCAAAAGUACGCAUAAACAGCAACAGUAAAAGGAAGAGAAAGAACACGUUAUAUAUAAAACAGAAGAAUAAGAAGAAAAGAAAAACUUCACGAUGGUCGUCGAAUGGUUAUGUCCUGGAAUGAGGCCCACUGGUAGUCGUAGGCCUCGGAUUCUUCACUGCAAGGUCAUCCUCCUUGACGAGCACGAGUUACUGCAAGACGUACUGGGUUCAAAUUUGGGACAAGAAUUGUUGGACCGUGUUUUCCGUCAUUUAAAUCUUUUGGAGACAGCUUACUUCGGAUUACGGUACUUAGAUCACGAAAAUCAAAUGCAAUGGCUAGAUCCAAGUAAAAAAAUUGGCAAGCAAUUGAAAAUUCGUAAAAAUGAUACGACACAAGAUGCUCAUACGCUCUAUUUUGGGGUUAAAUUUUAUGCCGCUGAUCCUUGCAAGCUUCUUGAAGAAAUUACAAGGUAUCAAUUCUUCUUACAAGUCAAACAGGAUAUUUUCCAAGGCAGGUUACCAGUCCCAUUUGAUCUUGCUGCUGAAUUAGGUGCUUAUGUAGUACAAUCGGAACUCGGCGAUUAUGAUUCUAGACGACAUUCUCCUGGUUACGUUACCGAGUUUCGAUUUCUAACUAAUCAAACAUCUGAACUAGAAGCAAGGAUAGUCGAGCUUCAUAAAACUCUAAUUGGUCAAUUACCAUCAACGGCAGAGCUUAAUUAUUUAGAUAAAGUAAAGUGGCUUGAAAUGUAUGGAGUUGAUCUCCAUCCGGUGUUAUUUGAGGGUGACGACAACGUCGAGUACUAUUUGGGCUUAACUCCAAGUGGAAUAAUUUUACUACGAAAUAAAACCAAAGUAGGCAACUACUACUGGCCGCGUAUCAAUAAAAUAUAUUUUAAAGGCAGAUACUUUAUGCUUCGUGUCAGCGAAAAAAAUUCAGAAGAGCGAACACAUGGAUUUGAAACACCUUCAAAAGGAGCUUGUCGACAUCUUUGGAAGUGUUGCCAAGAGCAUCAAGCAUUCUUUCGAUUAAUGGCAACCGGACCACCGCCUAUGAGCCCGUACUCUCGUUUUCGAUCUUACAGUCCCACUUCAGAAAAACAGCAGCAAAGUUCAAUUCGUCGGAUACCCCAGCCAGCUUUCCAACGUGUCCCAAGCCGCCGAGCUCAGCGUAGAAUUGUCGAGGGCCAAGAGACAGUAGGAUCAUUUGUUGAAACUCCUACUGCCGAUCGAAUAACCGAUAGCCGAUCUGUUAAUUUAGGAAAUUCUAAUACCUCCAGACAUGUAAAUAAUUCCAGUCCUAGAAGUAUUCGAAGCGCACCGUGGACUCAGAGUCAAUCUCGUGGGUUCUAUUCAUCAUCCAGUCCUCGCUCUAUACGUUCCGCAGGUACAGCUCCUGGGUUAUUUAAUAGACUUCAUAGAAGAAGUAGUUCUGUAGAAAGUCAAAGCUCUGGUGACAGCCACAGUCGCAGUGGGCAUCGUAGACGAAGUCAUAGUCAUAGUCACAGUCAUCGUAGACACAGCCGGCAUUCCGACUGUGAGUCUGAACUUUCUAGAGGUUCCGACAGUAGAUCUGGUCACCGUAAGCAUCGACGAAAGCACCGAAGUUCUCGUAAUUCACGACAUGAAUUAGUAGAUUCUGAGCCACAAUGGAGAGAAGCGCAAAAACGAAAAACUGAAGGAGUUCAAAGAGCAGUGGUGAGUCAUACAGAGCCAAGAAGAAAACAUAGAAGCAGACAUAGAAGUCCAUCUCAGAAAUUGCCUCACGAGCUUAGAAAGCAUUUAGAAUAUAAUCUUAUUGAUACGUCAAGAAUGACUGAAGAACAACGACGAGAAAUCGCUUACACUGUUGUUAAAUCACAAGCUACUCCUCAAAAUCUUUCACAUUUAAGUAAUUUACAUUUAGACAUUGAUACAACAGUCUCAACUAGAACAAUUGGAACAUUUGACAAGAGGGAUAGACAAAUUCGUCAAAAACGCGAAGCAAAUUACGACGUUUUAUCGACAAGAUCCAGUGGACUUGAAUCAAAGUAUUCGACAACUAGAAAUCAUUAUAAUGAAAAAAAAGAUUAUAAUUCGACUUCACGUAGUAGCAAAAUAUUAAUUGGCAGCAAUGUUGAUAGUGGAUUGGGUGAGAGUACCACUCAGGAUUUAUCAAGUUGCUGUUCAAGUUCUGCUGAUAGCACUAGAAUAACUCGUAUGACGCAAGCACAAUUAGCAAGAAAAGGAAUUUAUGAUUUAUCACCAAAUCCAGAAAUUCCACCUCCUAUUGAUGUUACUUUAGAUGCAGUUCUUCAACCUAUAAUAUCAACAUUAACACGCAAACCUAAGAAUUUAUCCAAAUCAUAAUUGGAUCCAAUGAUCUUGUAUCGAAUGAUGUAUUGAUAACUAUUGUUUAUUCAACUUCGUUGUACAUUUUCAUUCAUUUUAUAUACUUAGAUGAAUAAAAAA